GACGCAGACGAUUUUGUGAAGUUGAGGAAGGAGGAAGUUGCUGGAUUGUAAAGAUAUUUUUUCAAAAUAAUCUAUCUGGUAGUUAUGCUGGGAAAAAGUGUUUUGGUGCUUUGGAUUUUACUGUUUGACAUAGCAGAUCUAGAUUCUAACAUUUGCCCAACGACAAACAAUGCAGAAAGAUGCUGUGCUGGUUAUAGAAAAAUAAAUGACAGCUGCGCAGUGUGUUUUGGUUUCUUUGGAGAUAAUUGCCAAACACCAUGUCCUAACGGCUCUUAUGGUAGGAAGUGUGAGGAAACUUGCAGCUGUACUACGGAGGAAUAUUGCAACCAAUAUGUCGGAUGCCUGCCAUAUAUGACCAAGAAGAAUGUUUCACUUUCAGAGCAAUCAUCCACACAUAUGACCAAGAAGAAUUUUUCACUUUCAGCGCAAUCAUCCACACAGGUAAACACGAGCAUCGAUAAAGAGGACAUACAAGAUUGGAUCGACUGCGAGACUUUAACUGUGGUCUUUUAUGUCCUCUGCGGUUCUCUGGCGUUUGUCAUCCUUUCCUGCGUUGUGACGUUCUGUUGGUGGAGGUGUUCAAAAACUUCUCAACAGAAUUCAGGAUGCGACAAAUUUCCAGACUCGGCAAACCGAAAUGAAAAUCCGAGUGUACGAACGAGAAAUGGAGACUCUGUAAAUCUGGACCAUCUUUCUCGCUCACGUGACUCGAACACACUCUCUAAUCACUACGACCGGUGCCAGUUCACCAGAGGAGAAAUAAUAAACAAUCCUCCGGGAGAAUAUAGUGUGUGUGGCUUGAACAAUAAACAACAUUUUGGCAGCUGUGAAUCGAAUAACAUUUCCAGUUUUAAAAAUAAUGCAACGACAGUUUCUGGACCCGAGUUUGCUGCAUGUAAUAUGGGAGCUCACUGUCCCUCGAUUAAUGCGCCAUCCACAUCUACUCAUCCCACGAGGCCAUACAGUCUAGUGAAACAAGAUAGAGAAGAUGCAGACAAAAGAUUCAAUUUCGCUUCCGCUGAAGCAGGAUCCAAAGAUGACGAUGGAUACCACAGACUUAUUCCACUGUAAUGAAGUUCAAUGUACCUACAACCAUUUCAUAUCAAACCAGACAUUUUUACGUUCUUUAUAUUUUAUUUAUAGUACGAUCUAUAAGAGUGGUAUAUUGAUAUUUAAAUCCUCCACAUCUUUGCAGUACAGUAGGAUUACAUGUAAAAUUAGCUAUGAAACUCCUGCUCAUAUGUCUGUCGAUAUCUCAUUCAUCAAAAUUAAAAUUACAGAUACCUUUAUGCGACAUUUUGAAUAGUAGAAUCAUAGAGGGGAGAACUUGGUAUGGUACUCAUUUUUGUCAUGCAAUUGUGCCUUCAGGAUUAUUAACACACAAUACUGGCUUUCUUCAAUUAAGGUGAAGAUAACGAACAGUGAUCAAUAUCAUAACUCCUAUAAGCAAUACAAAAUAGAGAGUUGGGCAAACACUGACCCCUGGAUAUACCAGAGGUAUGAUCAGGUGCCUAGGAGGAGUAAGCAUCCCCUGUCGACUGGUCACACCCGCCGUGAACCCUAUAUCCCGAUCAGGUAAACGGAGUUAUCCAGGUGAUAUGCAGGUUCUAAAAAGCACGUAGUAUCCUUUUUCAAAGUAAGGGUGAGUUAACUUCACAUUGUCUAAAAAUUCAUCACAAACUCCCACCCCAUUCUAAAAAACCUUGAAUUCGUAGUUCUGUCUAAACCUCAGCAUCCAAAAUUGAGGAGAGCGGCGGUGAGGGGACAAAAGAUCAAUCCUUCAGUACACGGCUUCAUUUAAUCGGUUCAAGCCUUCAAUUACCAUUCAUCAAUGAUAUGAAAUGGGGACAACCAGCCAUUAAAUUCAAUUUUGCUUUUAAAAGUAACGGACUUUGCAUAUACACAUAUAAGUAUGACAGAAAAUGCACAUUGUCAGAUUGGGGGUGACUGUGUCAGAUUGGGAAUGACUGUGUCAGAUUGGGGGUGGUUGUGUCAGAUUGGGGGUGACUGUGUCAGAUUGGAGGUGGUUGUGCCAGAUUGGGGGUGACUGUAUCAGAUUGGGGAUAACUGUAUCAGAUUGGGGGUGGCUGUGUCAGAUUGGGAGUGACUGUGUCAGGUUGGGGGUGGUUGUGUCAGAUUGGGGGUGGUUGUGUCAGCACCCCCUUCCCCUCUUGCUACGUGUCUGCUGCAUUCAAACACGAGGAAACAUGUACAUAAUAUUUACUAUCUGACAGAUACAGAGUUCACGUGUGAUGAUUCGUAUCUCUUGAGGUGUGCAAGGUUCAGUAUCUAGAUGUACCACAUGCACACGCACACACUAUACUACACUGUUGGUUUUGACAGCGCUACCUGUAUAACAGUCUUAUUCUGAUGUAUGAAUUUAGCAAAGCGGUUAACAAAUAACAUCCACUGUUCUUGUUAGUUACCUUGAGAAACAUCUCAUUGGUAUGGUACAGUUAUAUAAUAAUCAAGUAACAAUAUACUAGUGGGUAUAACGAUGUGAAAAGAAUCAUUUGACCAAAUAUGGAGGAUGGACAAGCAUAAUUAUAAUAUCUUAUAAGUUUCUUAGGCUCAGUGCCUUUAUCAAAAGCCUUGCUAAAUUACAUAAUGCUUUUCUGUUAUUGAGAAAAGUUGCACAAGUUUGAACAUGAAUGGUCGAGUAAAAUAAUAUCGUUUGAUGUAUGUUUUUCGUAAACUUUGAUUUCCGUAAAUUAGUAUUUUUUAUUAAUAUAUUUUUCUGUGAAUAUUUGUAAAUAAAUUAUUAACUUUU
Messenger RNA from Ostrea edulis (European flat oyster), 2770 nucleotides. RefSeq lists its product as uncharacterized. The record is from RefSeq and is a predicted model, not a curated record. The transcript is spliced from 7 exons. NCBI's taxonomy places the organism in Eukaryota, Metazoa, Mollusca, Bivalvia, Ostreida, Ostreidae. The coding region runs from base 85 to 1071 and encodes 328 amino acids.